AUGUGGGAAUUAAUAUCUGGAAUUUUUCCAUUUAAUAAUGAAACUCAUAAUUUUCAACUUAGGUUAAAUAUUUGUAAAGGUAAAUGUCCUAAAGAUAUUGAAAAUACUCCACAAUGUUAUAUAAGAUUAAUGAAAAG
This is a messenger RNA of Funneliformis geosporum, 137 nucleotides long. NCBI's taxonomy places the organism in Eukaryota, Fungi, Glomeromycota, Glomeromycetes, Glomerales, Glomeraceae. The record is from the annotation of a GenBank genome assembly.